GGCGGCGGCAGCAGCGGCGCUGGCCAUGCAGAGCUGCGGGCGAUGGUGGGGGCGGCUGGCGGCCCGCGGGGCGGCGCGGCACCUGCGGCCCGCGGCGGCGGCGGCGGCGGCGGGGCAGCGGCGGUGGGGCGGCGGCGGCGAGGCGGCGCGGUGCAUCGAGCGGCUCCUGCCGCCGCACGACGACUUCUCCCGGCGGCACAUCGGGCCGCGGGACGGCGAGAAGCGGGAGAUGCUGCGGGCCGUCGGCGUGCAGAGCGUCGAGGAGCUGAUGGAUAAGACCAUUCCCGCCAGCAUCCGCCUCCGGAGGCCGCUGAAGAUGGACGACCACGUCUGUGAAAAUGAAAUCCUUGAAACUCUAUACAAUAUUGCAAGCAAGAACAAGAUAUGGAGGUCCUAUAUUGGCAUGGGUUAUUACAACUGCUCAGUGCCUCAGCCCAUUUCACGGAACUUGCUGGAGAACGCAGGAUGGGUUACCCAAUAUACUCCUUACCAACCUGAGGUUUCCCAGGGCAGACUGGAGAGCCUGCUAAAUUACCAGACUAUGGUGUGUGACAUCACAGGAAUGGACGUGUCUAAUGCAUCUCUGCUGGAUGAGGGGACAGCUGCUGCAGAAGCCAUGCAAUUGUGUCAUAGGCACAACAAAAGAAGGAAGUUCUAUGUAGAUGCUCGAUGCCACCCUCAAACGAUAGCAGUGGUCCAGACUAGAGCCAAUUACACCGGUGUUAUUACUGAGCUCAAAUUACCGCACGAGAUGGAUUUCACUGGAAAGGAUGUCAGUGGUGUAUUAUUUCAGUACCCAGAUACUGAAGGGAAGGUGGAAGACUUCUCUGAGCUAGUUGAAAGAGCUCAUCAAAAUGGGACUCUUGCCUGCUGUGCUACUGAUCUUCUGGCUCUCUGUAUUUUGAGGCCUCCUGGAGAGUUUGGGGUAGAUGUUGUCCUGGGUAGCUCCCAGAGAUUUGGUGUGCCACUCUGCUAUGGGGGACCCCAUGCAGCAUUCUUUGCUGUCAAGGAAAACCUAGUGAGAAUGAUGCCAGGCCGCAUGGUGGGCGUUACAAGAGAUGCAAAUGGAAAGGAAGUGUAUCGACUUGCUUUACAAACACGAGAGCAGCAUAUCAGAAGAGACAAAGCUACAAGCAAUAUCUGUACAGCACAGGCUCUUCUCGCUAACAUGGCAGCCAUGUUUGGUGUCUACCACGGUUCUGAGGGAUUAAGGCAUAUUGCAAGACGGGUGCAUAAUGCUACUCUAAUCUUGGCUGAAGGUCUCAGGCGAGCUGGUCAUAAACUACAUCAUGAUCUGUUCUUCGAUACCUUGACGAUCACAUGUGGAUGCUCCAUCAAAGAGGUUUUGGACAGGGCAGCUCUUAGAAAGAUAAACUUUCGGAUUUAUAGUGAUGGCAGACUUGGAGUAUCACUCGAUGAAACUGUAAAUGAAAAAGACCUAGAUGACAUAUUGUGGAUAUUUGGUUGUGAGUCUUCAGCUGAACUAGUUGCUGAGGGUAUGGGUGAGGAAACCAAAGGUAUUCUUAGCACCCCAUUUAAGAGAACUUCCAAAUUCUUGACACAUCAAGUUUUCAACAGCUAUCACUCUGAAACAAAUAUUGUUCGGUACAUGAAAAGAUUGGAAAACAAAGAUAUUUCCCUUGUUCACAGCAUGGUUCCUUUGGGUUCCUGUACAAUGAAGCUGAAUAGUUCAGCUGAACUUACACCUAUCACAUGGAAAGAGUUUGCCAACAUCCACCCUUUUGUGCCUCUGGAUCAGGCUGAAGGAUAUCAGCAGCUUUUCAAGGACCUGGAGAAGGAUCUGUGUGAAAUUACAGGCUAUGACGCAAUCUCCUUCCAACCAAACAGUGGAGCCCAAGGAGAAUAUGCAGGUUUGGCUGCAAUCAAGGCUUAUUUGAAUGCAAAAGGAGAACGUAAUAGAAGUGUUUGCCUUAUUCCUAAAUCUGCUCAUGGUACAAAUCCAGCAAGUGCACAAAUGGCAGGGAUGAAGAUUCAGCCAAUUGAAGUGGAUAAAAAUGGGAGCAUUGACGUCGCCCAUUUAAAAGCAAUGGUGGAUAAACAUAAGGAGAACCUGGCAGCCAUCAUGAUCACGUACCCCUCUACCAACGGCGUGUUCGAAGAGGAGAUUGGAGACGUGUGUGAUCUGAUUCACAAACAUGGAGGCCAGGUUUACUUAGACGGAGCAAAUAUGAAUGCCCAGGUGGGUCUGUGUCGUCCUGGGGAUUAUGGCUCCGAUGUCUCUCACUUAAACCUUCACAAAACGUUUUGCAUUCCCCAUGGGGGAGGAGGACCUGGAAUGGGACCAAUAGGAGUGAAGAAACAUUUGGCUCCCUACUUGCCCACCCAUCCUGUCAUCAAAAUGCAGAUGGAUAAGGAUGCAUGUCCUUUGGGUACUGUCAGUGCUGCACCGUGGGGUUCCAGUGCUAUAUUGCCUAUAUCUUGGGUGUAUAUCAAGACAAUGGGAGGAAAGGGUCUUAAACAUGCUUCUGAGAUUGCUAUAUUAAAUGCAAACUAUAUGGCAAAGAGGCUAGAGAAGCACUACAAAAUCCUUUUCAGAGGAGUAAAAGGUUAUGUAGCCCAUGAAUUCAUUUUGGAUACAAGACCUUUCAAAAAAACAGCAAAUAUUGAAGCUGUAGAUCUUGCUAAGAGACUUCAGGAUUAUGGUUUUCAUGCUCCAACCAUGUCCUGGCCAGUGGCAGGAACACUUAUGAUUGAACCAACAGAGUCUGAAGACAAGGCAGAGCUGGAUAGAUUUUGUGAUGCAAUGAUCAAUAUUCGACAGGAAAUUGCUGAAAUAGAGGAGGGCAGGAUGGACCCCCAAGUUAACCCACUAAAGAUGUCACCACAUACUCUGAACUGUAUCACUUCUUCAAAGUGGGAUCGUCCUUAUUCCAGAGAAGUAGCAGCCUUCCCACUGCCUUUUGUGAAGCCUGAAAGCAAGUUUUGGCCCACAAUUGCUCGCAUUGAUGACAUAUAUGGAGAUCAACAUCUGGUUUGUACCUGCCCACCAAUGGAAGCUUAUGAAUCUCCCUUUUCUGAACAGAAGAGAGCAGCUUCGUAAUGCUGCCUCCAGCUGCCUGGAUUUCUGAGUCCAUCAGGAUGGCUUUUUUGUCCCAGACCUGAUAGGAGAUUUAUAUACUGUGUAUAUUUU
Messenger RNA from Dromaius novaehollandiae (emu), 3151 nucleotides. It is a transcript of the gene GLDC, whose product is annotated as glycine decarboxylase. Gene Ontology annotation, molecular function: pyridoxal phosphate binding; glycine dehydrogenase (decarboxylating) activity; lyase activity. The record is from RefSeq and is a predicted model, not a curated record. The coding region runs from base 26 to 3061 and encodes 1011 amino acids. NCBI's taxonomy places the organism in Eukaryota, Metazoa, Chordata, Aves, Casuariiformes, Dromaiidae. The transcript has 25 exons. Gene Ontology annotation, biological process: glycine decarboxylation via glycine cleavage system. Gene Ontology annotation, cellular component: mitochondrion; glycine cleavage complex.